This is a messenger RNA of Pterocles gutturalis (yellow-throated sandgrouse), 3061 nucleotides long. RefSeq names its product WW domain containing E3 ubiquitin protein ligase 1 (gene WWP1). Gene Ontology annotation, biological process: ubiquitin-dependent protein catabolic process. Bases 22 to 2796 code for a protein of 924 amino acids. The transcript is spliced from 23 exons. Lineage: Eukaryota; Metazoa; Chordata; Aves; Pterocliformes; Pteroclidae. Gene Ontology annotation, molecular function: protein binding; ubiquitin protein ligase activity. The record is from RefSeq and is a predicted model, not a curated record.
GCUAAAGCCUAAACCUCUGACAUGGCCACAGCCUCACCAAGAUCUGAUACAAGUAACAACCAUAAUGGAAGAUUACAGUUGCAAGUAACAGUUUCUAGUGCCAAACUGAAACGGAAAAAGAAUUGGUUUGGAACAACUUUCUACACGGAAUUAACUGCAGAUGGAGAAAUUAAAAAAACAGCAAAAUCAAGUAGUUCUUCAAAUCCAAAAUGGGAUGAGCAGCUGACAGUGAAUGUGACUCCACAGACUACGCUGGAAUUUAGAGUGUGGAGCCAUCACACUUUAAAAGCAGAUGCUUUAUUAGGAAGAGCCACUGUAGACUUGAGACAAGCUUUGGAAAUACACAAUAGAAAAUUGGAGAAAGUGAAAGAACAGUUGAAACUCUCUUUGGAAAACAAGAGUGGCAUGGUGCAAACAGGUGAACUGACAGUUGUGCUAGAUGGUUUGGUUGUUGAACAGGAAUCUCUUACAAAUCUCAGUUCACCAGCAACCAUAGAAGUUCAGCAAAAUGGUGACACCAUUCAUGAAAGCAGAGAUGCUUCAGCAAGAAGUACAUCCAGAUCUGCUUGUGACAUUUCUAAUGGGAUAGACAAUCAAGUACCUUCCAACCCUGUAGAACAGAAUACAUUCUGUAGAGAAGCUGUUAAUGGAGACAGCACACCAUCCCCUACUCACGUUGCAGCCAGACCCAAAAAUACACCAGUACCAAAACCACUUGCAGCUCAGCCUGUCAACAGCACUGUUAACGGCGAGUCAUCCGCCUCUGCACCAGAAGCUGGUAAUUCUUCUGUCUCUGAGGCUCCGAUAGGUUCAGCUGAACCUCCCGUGUCUUUAGAUUGCGCUAACACUACAGCAGAACCUCAGUCAACAACAGAAGCAACUAGUUGUUCUGAAAGCCACACUUCUGCGUUACCUGCUGUGUCUGCUGGACUAGAACCUUCAGCUGUAACAGACUGUGCUCAACCUAAUGUUAGAAACAGUACAGCAGCAGACGCAGCGAAACCAAGGGAAUCCUCCUCCACUUCAAGUGCUUCUGCAGAACCUGUAAGACAGCAGCCUGGUAGUGCCAGUACGGAACCUCUGCCACCAGGGUGGGAGCAAAGAAAGGAUCCUCAUGGUAGAACCUAUUAUGUUGAUCACAACACACGAACUACAACAUGGGAAAGACCACAGCCAUUACCUCCUGGCUGGGAAAGAAGAGUUGAUGAUCGUGGGAGAGUUUACUAUGUGGACCACAAUACCAGAACAACAACGUGGCAGCGACCAACAAUGGAGUCAGUCAGGAACUUUGAGCAAUGGCAAUCUCAACGGAAUCAACUGCAGGGAGCUAUGCAACAAUUUAACCAACGAUACCUCUAUUCGGCUUCGAUGUUGUCAGCAGAAAAUGAUCCUCUUGGGCCUUUACCACCAGGCUGGGAAAGGAGAGUGGAUUCAAAUGAUAGGGUAUAUUUUGUAAAUCAUAACACAAAGACAACACAGUGGGAAGACCCUCGAACUCAAGGUUUACAGAAUGAGGACCCCCUUCCAGAGGGCUGGGAAAUCAGAUAUACCAGAGAAGGUGUCAGAUACUUUGUUGACCAUAAUACAAGAACCACCACCUUCAAUGAUCCUCGUACUGGGAAAUCUUCUGUAAAUAAAGGGCCACAGAUUGCUUAUGAGCGUAGCUUUAGGUGGAAACUUGCUCAUUUCCGUUACUUGUGUCAGUCCAAUGCACUGCCAAGUCAUGUGAAAAUCAAUGUAUCCAGACAGACUUUGUUUGAGGAUUCCUUCCAGCAAAUUAUGGCAUUAAAACCCUAUGAUUUGAGGAGAAGAUUAUAUGUUAUAUUCAGAGGAGAAGAAGGAUUGGAUUAUGGUGGCUUGGCAAGAGAAUGGUUUUUCUUGCUUUCCCAUGAAGUACUGAAUCCUAUGUACUGCCUAUUUGAAUAUGCUGGCAAGAGCAACUAUUGCCUGCAGAUAAAUCCAGCAUCAACAAUCAAUCCUGAUCAUCUUUCAUAUUUCUGUUUCAUUGGGCGCUUUAUUGCCAUGGCAUUGUUUCAUGGGAAAUUUAUUGACACUGGUUUUUCUCUGCCUUUCUACAAACGAAUGCUGAGCAAGAAACUUACUAUUAAGGACCUAGAAUCUAUUGAUACUGAAUUUUACAACUCCCUAAUUUGGAUAAGGGAUAAUAACAUCGAAGAGUGUAACUUGGAGAUGUACUUUUGUGUGGAUAUGGAGCUCUUAGGAAAAGUAACCUCACAUGAGCUGAAAUCAGGAGGUUCAAAUAUCUUGGUAACUGAGGAGAACAAGGAAGAAUAUAUUGGGCUAAUGGCUGAGUGGCGAUUUUCUCGGGGAGUUAGAGAACAAACCAAAGCUUUUCUUGAUGGUUUUAAUGAAGUUGUUCCUCUACAGUGGCUACACUAUUUUGAUGAAAAGGAGCUGGAGGUUAUGCUCUGUGGCAUGCAAGAAGUUGAUUUAGCAGACUGGCAGAGGAACACCGUUUAUCGUCAUUAUACAAGGAAUAGCAAGCAGAUCAUAUGGUUCUGGCAGUUUGUAAAAGAAACAGACAACGAGGUUCGCAUGCGACUUCUGCAGUUUGUUACUGGCACUUGCAGAUUACCACUGGGUGGAUUUGCUGAACUUAUGGGAAGUAAUGGUCCUCAGAAAUUCUGCAUUGAAAAAGUUGGUAAGGAAACCUGGUUACCAAGAAGUCAUACUUGUUUUAAUCGUUUGGAUUUGCCACCAUAUAAAAGCUAUGAACAACUAAAAGAGAAGCUGCUCUUUGCCAUUGAAGAAACAGAGGGAUUUGGUCAAGAGUAGAAGUGGCUUCUAGUCAAAAAGGAGAUAUUGCAUAAUAAAAGGCCCAGCCAACUAAAAUUGCACACUUAAUUGUAUAUAAGCUUUUUGUUCUGUACAGUGAUCUUUCUGGAACUCUAAAAGUAUAAUUGUUCUCCGUUCUUCCACAAAGAUAUGCAAAACAGUUCAGCCUUUUCUACUUUUAUUUAUUGCCCUUCCAAAAGACCAGAAAAAACCCUCAUAAAUUUUGAAAGCAGACAAGAGACUUAUUUAAAAUAUAUAUUAAAAA